Molecule: messenger RNA, 596 nt
Organism: Monopterus albus (swamp eel)
Lineage: Eukaryota; Metazoa; Chordata; Actinopteri; Synbranchiformes; Synbranchidae
Product: N-acetyltransferase 9-like protein
Exons: 3
Coding region: 70-576 (168 amino acids)
Molecular function (GO): N-acetyltransferase activity
Source: RefSeq, a predicted model, not a curated record
UGAUGAUUAGCCAGAAGAUAAAGUGGAGAGAGCAUUCCAGGCAGCAACAGCAGGGGGUAUCAUAAAUGGAUGAAGUGUCCUGAGCUGCAGCAUCUGACCGCCUCAGAGCCACUGGAACCGGAGUACGACAUGCUGGGGAGCUGGAGGGAAGAUGAUGACAAGUGCACAUUCAUCAUCUUGGAUAAGCAGCGAUGGACAGAUCCCAGUAUAGAAGAGGAGCAGUGCACGGUGGGAGAUGUCAACAUGUUCCUGAUGGAUCAAACAGACCUCUCCUCGGCUGAGCUGGAGAUCAUAAUAGCAGGUGAUCCCCAGUGUGCUUAUCUUAAAAGUGAUUCAAAAUCAAAGGCUGAAUAUCUACAGUCAGCCUGUGUUGUGGUUUGUACACCUCAAUCAUUUCCUGUGUAUAUCUCUUUAUAUCUGGACACUAUAUUCCCCUUGUUUUCUACAGAGCCCAGUUACAGAGGCAAGGCCAUUGGGAAGGAGGUGACACACAUGAUGAUGCGCUACGGUGAGCAUCUGAUCCCAUCUUUCAGAAGGUUUCGAGCAGGAAGACAGAAGCUUAAAGUCACUGUGUAGAAGUUGAAAAGUUCCACAUA